This is a messenger RNA of Prosopis cineraria, 453 nucleotides long. RefSeq lists its product as uncharacterized. The annotation marks the transcript as partial. The record is from RefSeq and is a predicted model, not a curated record. The transcript is spliced from 2 exons. NCBI's taxonomy places the organism in Eukaryota, Viridiplantae, Streptophyta, Magnoliopsida, Fabales, Fabaceae.
AUGGGGUUGUGCAAUGGUACACGUCUCAUAGUUACAAGAAUUGGAAAACAUGUUAUUGAAGCCCAAGAAAUGUCUGAGUCAACUACAGGGAUGAAAGUAUGCAUACCUCGUAUUGCUAUGUGUUCAUCUGAUUUUAGGUUUCCAUUUACUUUGAAAAGGAGGCAGUUUCCUAUUAUGCUAGCUUUUGCAAUGACCAUUAAUAAAAGCCAAGGCCAGAGCCUGUGUAAUGUCGGUUUGUACUUGCCUCGUCCUGUUUUCACACACGGCCAGUUAUAUGUUGUUGUUUCUCGUGUUCGAAGUAGGAAAGCUAUGCCAAACUGUGAGAGUGAUAAUGGUGGGUCCCAUGACAACAUGGAAGAGAAGAGUAGUGAUGAUGGAGCCAAGAACAGCGUUGAGUAUAGUGAUAGUGGCUUUGAUAAUAAUGGUGGCGAUAAUGGGUUUUUGCUAUCUGAG